Alosa alosa (allis shad) is the source of this 1716-nucleotide messenger RNA. RefSeq names its product MSS51 mitochondrial translational activator (gene mss51). The transcript has 6 exons. NCBI's taxonomy places the organism in Eukaryota, Metazoa, Chordata, Actinopteri, Clupeiformes, Clupeidae. The coding region runs from base 80 to 1252 and encodes 390 amino acids. The record is from RefSeq and is a predicted model, not a curated record.
UUAACUUACUUGAGGCGUCCAAUACAACCUCGGGAGUUUUCAGUUGAAGAAUUUGCAUCAGAAAGUUACAUCUAACUAAAUGACUGAACCAACGAGUGUUCACCCUGAGGGUAAAGGCAAUACCCCUGCUUCUCUCUCACAAAAACAAAUGUUUGAAAAGAUGGAGGAGACCUACAGGGUAUGUGCUGCCUGUGACAGCAAACCAUCUCAGUUAUCAGAUCCCAAGGCGCUAAAACGCUGUGGAAAGUGUUUGAAUGUAUAUUACUGCUGUAAGGAGUGCCAGAGGCAGCACUGGCCCCAACAUAAGAAGCUGUGUAAGACACUUGGCUGGGCAGCCAUUGACAGGCGGAUAGAGUGGCUCAUCUACAAAGGUGUUCUCCCGUUCCCUACGGAGGCAUGGACGCGUCCCGCUGCAGAGAUCAACAGCUGGGAAGACUGGCUCUCCAUGCAGGGGGAUCUGACCGCUCGAGUGGACCCCAUCCUGUCUGGAAAGAACAUGACCGAGCUUUGGGACAAUGCUGGCCGUUCACGUCCAGGGGAGGUCGAUCUGAGAGAGUCGAUGUGGCGUGUGUGCAGCGAGUUCUUCUCACGGCCCCUGACCAUCGGCUUUGCCAUUAAACACUUCAAGCUGGACCCUUACUCCCGCCCGCUCACCAUUCAUUUGGUGGGGGCUGCCCACAGCGAGACCCUGGGGGCCCGAGUUACUGACAUGGAUGAGCUGAGCCACAUGUUUCCUGGACAUCAGGGCCUGGAGGUGGUGAUGGUGGGGCCGGAGGUGGUGGAAGGGAAGGCCAUUCGCCCCCCACUGAGAGCCUUUGGGCCCAGAGGGAAAUCCUAUAUCAGCGGAUACAAGGGCCUCUACCACCAGUUCUGGGAAGAUGUGGUGGAGAAAGGGGAGGCAGCAAAACCAGACCUGGUGGUGGGAUUUCACCCAGGUUUGGAUGCUAGUCAGGAGAACAUGGAUGAGGUGGACAAAGUGUACCAGGGCUGGUUGCCAACUCUGCUGCUCCUGCGAGAUUACAACAUUCCCACACUUUUCACCACCACAGAUGAACCUGAGCUGGAGUACACCCUUCAGGUCCUGCUGGAGUUGGAGAUGCACAUCAAGGCCACUGGGGUGAAUCCCUUUAAAUCCCUGAAGCCAGAGCAGGUGCAGGCCUGCCCCAACAAGCCUCCAGGCUACUGCAGCGGCCACUACAUCUGCUUCCAGGGGCUGCUGGAGAGAGAGGAGGAAGAGGCUGAGGAGGACUAGGCCUCAGACCACACUGCUGGAGCAAAGCUACUGUACUGCAAUGGACAUUGUGUCAUGUGUGUGUGUGAAGGUGGACAAACAUUGACUGUUUCCUUUUUACGUUGUGUGUGUGGCUUACACACAGUGGAGCACAAGGGCUUCUGGUACCAGGUUAGUGACAAUAGAUUAUUUGCAUUGGCAAACAGAUAGAAUGUUCUCUGAAUUGCCAACGUAGCUUCUACCUGUAUUUGAAUACUUAUUGAACUUAUUGAACAUGUUCUGUUAGGAAAAUUAUAGAAUUUUUCUUUGUUCACUGGAUACGAAUGCAUUUUGUGCUCUUUUUAUACGAUGCAGGGCAUUGCCAUUCAACUCACAUUUUUGCUAAUUUGCUGGCUACAAUAUUUUGUAUUUGUAUGUUAGGCAGAACACUCACUGUAUGCUGUAUAGGAAACAAAAAACUACAUUAAACACUACUGGAAAACUAA